UGCUGGUAGUCUAGUAAUUGAUUGCACAUUCUUCUACAAGUAGAGAUGUUCAACCAUACCUAACUGGUUGGCAUCAAAGGGCACUCCGCAAUUUCUCACAGUGUCAACCUAGACAUCCCUAAUCCAGGGAGCCACUUGUUGAUGCAAGAAUCGAGAAUCCGAUACAUCGGCCGACUAUCUAUGACGAAGCAGCCAUGAACGCCGAUACAACAACCCCUUGUAACGGUAGUAGAGGCGGCAAGCAAACUCUAGUGCCGCCGUGUCAGCGAGGUAAUGGCCAAUGCAUGGGAGAGAAGCCUGCUAAGGAAGAUGUUGGUUGGCGAAGGAUCGUGAGAAACUUCACCCCGUCAUGGUUCGCUGUCAACAUGGGCACCGGCAUCGUGUCGAUUCUCAUCCACCAGCUCCCGUACAACGCCUCGUGGCUGAAGUCCAUUGCCGUGGCCUUCUUCGUUCUAAAUAUCUUGCUCUUCGUCAUCUUCACUGGCAUCACCAUCGUGCGGUACACGCUCUAUCCCGAGAUAUGGAGCGCAAUGAUCAGACACCCUGUCCAGUCUCUCUUCCUGGGCUGCUUCCCCAUGGGCCUAGCAACAAUCAUCAAUAUGACAGUCUUCGUAUGUGCGGAUUGGGGAGACUGGGCUAUUUACCUGGCUUGGGCACUGUGGUGGUUUGACGUUGUGCUAGCCGUGAUGUGCAGUAUCUUGUUGCCCUUCCCUGUGAUGCACCACCAUAAGCUUGAGCUCAACCGCAUGACGGCAGCGCUGCUCUUCCCCUUCGUGCCGGCCAUCGUCGCCUCCUCGUCGGGCGGCAUCAUCGCGGCAGCACUGCCAAGCCAAUCCCACGCCCUGACGACGCUCGUCGCGUCGUACAUCAUCUGGGGCAUGGGCGAGUUCUUCGCCAUGAUCGUCCUCACCAUCUACUUCCACCGCCUCUGCAUGCACAGCCUGCCGCCCCGCGAGGUCAUUGUCUCCGUCUUCCUCCCCAUCGGGCCCCUCGGCCAGGGCGGCUUCGGCAUCCAGCAGCUCGGCAUCGUCGCGCGCACCCUGCUCCCCGAGACCGGCGCCCUCGGCGGCAGCGGCGGCGACUCCUCGUCCUCCGCCGUCGUCGGCGAGGUCUUCUAUGGCGUCGGAAUGUUCCUCGCCUUCGUCAUGUGGGGCGCCGGCCUCGCCUGGCUCGGCUUUGCGCUCAUCAGCAUCGCCGUCACACAGUCGUUCCCCUUCAACAUGGGCUGGUGGGGCUUCACCUUCCCGCUGGGCGUCCUCGCCACCUGCACGGGGUUGAUGGCGAAGGAACUCGACAGCAGCUUCUUCCGGGUCUUGACCAUGGUGUUUUCGAUAUCGGUCUUCUUGCUCUGGCUCGUCGUCGCCAUGAGGACGCUCCUCAUGGUCAUCAGCGGCGAGUUGUUUUUCGCGCCUUGCUUGCAGGAUCUGAGACGGAAAGCGGCGCAGGCGGAUGCAGACAGGACGGCGUAACCUAGAGAGGGCAUUGAGUAACGCGGAGAGAGAGAGGUUUGCAUGUGGCUUGUAAGUCUAGCGUUCAACACAAAAGUCGGUCAUAAGACGGGAGUUUGGUUUGAUCAAGAAUGGCAUCUUGCCCCAUAGAUGGAUUGGCAACGUCAGCAUUGGAGGUUUGAUGUUUUCUGUCUUUAAAGUAGUUGCGAAGAGACAUUCAUAAUCUAUGAUUUGUUCUCGGGAGGCUAACUUAUCCCCCGAGUCAAGAAUUUGGAUCUGUAUUCGUACAACAGUUAAGCCCAUCGUACAACACGUCUCGCCUAC
Molecule: messenger RNA, 1772 nt
Organism: Phialemonium atrogriseum
Lineage: Eukaryota; Fungi; Ascomycota; Sordariomycetes; Cephalothecales; Cephalothecaceae
Product: sulfite efflux pump SSU1
Exons: 5
Coding region: 195-1469 (424 amino acids)
Biological process (GO): sulfite transmembrane transport; transmembrane transport
Cellular component (GO): plasma membrane
Molecular function (GO): sulfite transmembrane transporter activity
Source: RefSeq, a predicted model, not a curated record